AUGCUGCUACUGCUGAUUCUCCUGAUAAUCUUUGGCACGAUACCGAUGUCCCACACGAAAGGCUGCCAACCAAUUACCAUACCUCUUUGCAAAGGCAUCGGUUAUAAUAUGACAUCAUUUCCGAACAGUUAUGGCCAUGAAAAGCAAGAAGAAGCUGGUCUAGAAGUUCAUCAGUUCUUUCCACUUGUUGAGUACGGCUGCUACCAACAUCUGAAGUUCUUCCUCUGUACUUUGUACACGCCGAUUUGUCAGGAGAACUAUGAUCGGCCAAUAUUACCUUGCAUGGAACUGUGCUUGGAGGCCAAGAAGCGCUGCUCACCGAUCAUGCAACAGUAUGGUUUCCGUUGGCCAGAGACGUUAUCGUGCGAGAGCCUGCCCACGAUGAGCGAACAGGCAACAACUGGUAACAUCUGUGCAGCACCCCCGGACACUCCUAAGCAGACAAAGAUUAUGGAAUUACCACCGGUAUCGGCACCUAGACCACAUGUCGGUAUAUCCGUACAGGAUCUACAAAAUCAAUGCGACUGCUCAUGUCAACCACCGUUUCAGACGGUCAGCAAUGUGAGAGCGAUGGUUGGAAACGUCUCGCGCUGCUCUUAUCCAUGUGAAGCUCCAUCGCUACAGGGUCCCGGCAAGAAAGAGCUGAUUUCAGGGUGGAUGGGUAUUUGGGCCUUUGCCUGCUUCUUCCUGUCAGCGUUCACGUUUCUGACGUUCCUUAUCGAGACGGAUCGAUUCCAAUACCCAGAGAGGCCAAUUUUCAUGUUGGUAUUCUGCCAACUAAUGGUUGCCGUUGGAUUCAUCAUCCGAGUGUCCGCUGGACAUGAGCAGGUAAGCAGCCUUGAUUCCACAGAUAAGAACAGUCCUAGGGGUAUGUGA
Messenger RNA from Cooperia oncophora, 876 nucleotides. The record is from the annotation of a GenBank genome assembly. NCBI's taxonomy places the organism in Eukaryota, Metazoa, Nematoda, Chromadorea, Rhabditida, Trichostrongylidae.